CUCCCUCCGUGUGGCUUGCCUGAAUGAAGUGAAGCCUGCCGCCAGCAAAGCAGCGGAUAUCUGACUUUCUUUCGCCUCGUCUUUCUAGCAGUGCCUACUCGUCCGCAGACGUCAGCAAAGCGACCUCAACGCUGCGUGCCGUCAUUAUGACGCGGUCGGUGCCCUCUGACCCGCCAUGCCAGCCGUCAGCGGCUCCCGAUGCGCCCAGGCGGCGAGGCUGUAAGAGCUGUGCUGAUGUGGUGAGGAUGGCUGUGUGCGUGGUGAUCUUCUGCACGCCCUGCGUGGGAGAGAGGUUGCAACGUCUCAAGAGAGAUUUUUCAGCAUCAGGUGAGGGAUAGAGUGGUGUGCAUGCCGAUCUACGAGCACACAUCCAUCGUGGUGCAUCUCUCUGUGUGUUUGUGUUGGCAGCGUUCCUCACCGGCCCGCAAGCACUCAGCCAGCCAGAGCAGGUGGGCGCACACACGAUAUAUCUGGAAUCGCACUCAUCUGCACCCGUGUGUGUCGGUGUGUCAUCUCUUGGUUGUGUUGGUCAGCGGUCAGUGUUCCGGCGGCUCUCUCCCUCCGUGGCCUCUCUCCGCGCACAGCAGGCGCUUGACGAGCCCUUCCCAAUCAAGAAGCAGAAAGCUACCAGCAAAGCUGCACCGGCCAGAGGUGCCCACACACCACGCUCCAAGACUCUCCCGCAUUCGUGUGUGUGUGGUAUGUGUGUUUUCAGGUGAGUCGCGUCUGUACAGUGCGACAGCGGUGCGUCCGGCGCCGGCCGUGGUGGAGCGAGCUGAGGAAGAGGAGGGCGACUUUGACCUGAAGGCCUUCUUCAAGGACAAGAAAGCCGCGGUGAGCCUCUGGGAGAGAGGGGAGUGAAGUGCGCCCACAUCUGUCCGUCCGUCGAUGUAUGUGUGCAGGUGGACCAUGCUCUCUCCCUCUCUGUGCCCGAGUUUGCAUCGCAUCCCAGGGCGUCCCGGUGAGGCAGGGAGUAAACACCCACACGCACGCACACCACGGCCACUGGUGGGUGCAUGGAUACACGUGUGGAUGUGUGUGUGUGUGUGUACAUCAGGUUGGCCGAGGCCAUGCGAUACAGUCUGCUUGCGCCCGCCAAGAGGGUCAGGCCCAUCCUGUGCCUUGCCGCCUGUGAACUCUUCGGCGGGUGAGGGACAAAAACGAGCAUCCACAACGUUCAUUUGUGCACGUGUGUGGAUGGCUGCGCGUACUCUCCGUAGGAGCGAGGCGUCGUGCAUGCCGACAGCUGUCGCCAUCGAGAUGAUCCACAGCAUGUCACUCAUCCACGAUGACCUCCCUGGUGCUUACUGCAGACCUGACAUCAGUGCACUCACUCACACACAUCGGUGAAUGGAUUUGUGUGUGUGUGUGUAUGUGUGUGUGUGCAGCAAUGGACAACGAUACGUUGCGCAGAGGUCUGCCGACAAACCACGUCAAAUACGGAGAGGACAUCGCCAUACUCGCCGGUACGUCCGUACGCACACACAUCCGUUCAUGUCCAUAUGUGUCCCCAUGUCGCAGGCGACGCAUUGCUGUCCCGCUCGUUUGAGUAUGUGGCCAAGUACACACACGACGUGCCGCCAGAGAGGAUCGUGCAGGUAUCGACACACUCAGUGAUGCCUCCACACACGCACAUGGCACAUGUGUACCCCUCUUUCUGUGUCUGCCUGUGUCUGCAGGUGUUGGCGAGACUCGGCGAGUCAGUGGGCGUGGAGGGCUUGGCGGGCGGACAGGUGAGCAGAUGCACACAGACCUGCUCGGCACAACGAACGUACUUGUACGAAUGAACAUGUGUGUAGGUGUUGGAUUUGGAGCUGGAGGGUCAGCCUGAUGUGACGGUCGACGACCUCAGGUGGAUUCACAGACACAAAACCGCUGCACUGCUCAAGGUACAUCGGCACACAGCUCACACACGCACCUGUACCCGCACCAAUGCCCUCCUCGUGUCGCGUCCUUGCAGGUGGCUGUUGCGUGCGGUGCCAUCCUGGGUGGUGCGAGCAGCGAUGACGUGCAGCGGGUGGAGCAAUACGCCGAGAACGUCGGGCUGGCCUUCCAGGUCAGUGAGUGAGUGAGACGGACACACCCUCACACACAGCUGAUUGAUGUGGUGCGACGCACGGCGUGGAUGGUGUGUGUCUGGUCUGGUCUGGUAGGUGCAUGAUGACAUCUUGGAUGUGACGCAGUCGACAGAGGAGCUGGGCAAGACAGCAGGGAAGGAUGCGGUGAGCUCACACGACAGGAGCCCUCAGCUGGCUGGCACCACACGCACCUCUCUGACGCGACACAUAUCCUGUUUGUGCAUGUAUCGUCUCAAUGUAUGUAUCGACUAGGAUGUGUCCAAGACCACCUAUCCAAAGCUGCUGGGCCUCGACGGCAGCAAAGCGGAGGCCAAACGACUCAUCAACGAAGGAAUACAAGUAUGAAAGCAGUGGGCACAGCCGCACCGACGCGACGCAAGACACACACGCACAUCCGCUGUGUGUGUGUGUGUGUGUGUCAGCUGCUGGUGCCGUAUGGCGAGCGCGCCAUCCCGCUGAUUGCUUUGGCCAAGUACAUUGUGGAAAGGAAAAACUGACCGAGGGAGUGUAGCGUGUGUGCAAGGAUUGAGGGAAGGAAACAAGACGAGACGAGGAAUGCCAAUUUUUCAGACAAAGUCUGACACACAC
Vitrella brassicaformis is the source of this 2666-nucleotide messenger RNA. NCBI's taxonomy places the organism in Eukaryota, Vitrellaceae. The record is from the annotation of a GenBank genome assembly.